GUUUUUGAGCAGCAGGUGAUUCAUAUGAACUGUCAUUUUAGCCUUAUCAGUCGUUUGGGUGUCUCUGCUUUAAUAUCCUCUGACCUGCUUAGUCUCAGGUCUGUCACUUGUUCACACAGGAAUUUUUGUGAUCAUACAAAGAAAACCAAAGCUCAUCUCUCCCCAGCAACACAUGGCCUCAGCUUGGACCGAAGAGGAAAGCUUUGCCUGUCCAGUAUGUCUGGAAACCCUGAAGGACCCAGCCACUCUACCAUGCGGACACUCGUACUGCUUGGCUUGUAUCCAGAGCCACUGGGACAAGGGGGACAGCAAAGGUGAACACAGCUGCCCCCAGUGUAGGCAGGUGUUUAAUCCUCGGCCCUCGCUGGCCAGGAGCACCCUACUGGUGGAGGCUAUGGAGAAGCUGAGAACCAACAGCCUGAAGCAACGCUCCUUCACAGCUACGUCCUCAGCUCCACCGUCGAUGCCCAUCUAUUUGGAGCUCCAACCAGACACAAGGCCACAAAUGGGCAGUGUGUACCCACAGCUUCCCUCUGUGGAGACCAGACCCUGCCUCCAGCACGGCCGACCCCUGGACCUGUUUUGCCAUGAGGACAAGGACUGUGUGUGUGAGGUGUGUUGCCAGCAUGGACACAGGGGACACCGUGUGGUCAAACUAAAAGAAGAGCGAAAUGAAAGACAGAAAGAGCUUGUUCAGAUGCAGGCAGAGGUACAGAGGAGGAUUCAGGAGACUGAGAGAGAGGUUCAGGAGCUCCCACAUUUUGCACGUCAAUAUAAAGCCUUAGUCCAGGCUCUAGAGAAGGAGAGCACAGAUUUAUUCUUGGAGCUAGCCCAGAAUGUGAAUCAAACAGGCACCCAGGUUAGUGAGUUCCUCUCUACCCAUGAGGCUUCCUUAGGCAGCCAGGCUGAGGGGCAGCUCAACAAACUGGAGCAGGAGAUGGCUCGGCUCCGCUGGAGGAGUGAUGAGCUGAGCAGAAUGGCUGACAUGCAGGACAACAUCUGUUUCUUGAAGAACUUCCUCCUCAUGGAGCCGCUGGGUCAGACUGGUGCCACAGGAGGGUCCGUGAUGGGGCGGGAGGAAACCAUGGUGGCGUCCAUCCGCUCAGUCAUGAAAGAACUGCAGGAGUCUAUUCAGGAUCUCUGCAAAGCCAGUCUGGCCAAGAUCGUCACAAUAGUGAAUAAUGACCCCCCGGCUUCAGCUACCAACAGUGCAGAAGCAGAAGGCCCACAACCAGCAGGCAACACCAGCCAGGCCCCUGCCCAAAAUACAGUGUAUGAUGUGACAACAGACCCUCCACCCUUGCCACCUCUGCAACCUCAAGAGCAUCAGCCUUCAAAGUCUGGUGGUUCUGCAUUUCUUCAAGCUUCAGCCCCCCCGCCACCCUUGCCUAAUCCUCCACGUCAAGCUUCUGUAACAUCAGUGGAACUUGUGAAUCCAGAACCAAAAGCACGAGAUGGACUGUUAAAAUUUCGUUUUGAACCCACCAUGGACCCCAACACAGUAUAUCGCCACGUGCAGCUGUCGGAUGGCAAUCGUAAGGCAACGAUGCGGUCUGAGAACCUGAAUCCCCCAGACCAUCCUGAACGAUUCCAGUUCUGGAGACAGGUUCUCUGUAGAGAGCCCCUAGGAGGGAGCCCUUACUACUGGGAGGUGGAGUGGAGUGGCCAGAAGGUCUCCAUCGGUGUUGCCUACAAAGAGAUAGAACGCAAGGGUUCUGAUGACAAGAGCCGUUUGGGCCACAAUGCGCUGUCUUGGAGCCUGUACUGGUCCGGGAGUGGAUUUUCCUUUUGGCACAAUAACCAGGAAAAACUACUGGGUUCACCAAAAGCCAAACGGAUCGGCGUCUAUCUGGACCAGUAUGCAGGGAUUCUUGCCUUUUACAGCAUCGCCAACAACAAGGCUAAACUCCUCCACAGGCACCAGCAACAGUUCACUGGCCCUCUGUACCCAGGGUUCAGGUUCUGGGCAGGAGUGGGUGCUACAGUGACCAUUUGCCGAUUAGACUGAGAAUGACAUGAAUAAUUAGCUGAUGUUUUUUGAUUAAAUGUCCUUAUUUGACUGGACAGUUUGUUAAUGUUUUCUUCUUCUGGAGGGGGAAAAAUGUUCAGCAGGAUAAGUGGAAGAAAAUGGAUGGAUCAUUCAUAUAACACAAAUUAUUUUAAAUAUGUCUAUGGAAGUAAAUAAAAGAUUAAUAAACAUGCAUCACAUAC
Messenger RNA from Archocentrus centrarchus (flier cichlid), 2211 nucleotides. It is a transcript of the gene ftr86, whose product is annotated as finTRIM family, member 86. The transcript is spliced from 11 exons. The record is from RefSeq and is a predicted model, not a curated record. Bases 173 to 2008 code for a protein of 611 amino acids. NCBI's taxonomy places the organism in Eukaryota, Metazoa, Chordata, Actinopteri, Cichliformes, Cichlidae. Gene Ontology annotation, molecular function: protein binding; zinc ion binding.